This is a messenger RNA of Sitophilus oryzae (rice weevil), 393 nucleotides long. RefSeq lists its product as uncharacterized. The transcript has a single exon. Lineage: Eukaryota; Metazoa; Arthropoda; Insecta; Coleoptera; Curculionidae. The record is from RefSeq and is a predicted model, not a curated record. Bases 1 to 393 code for a protein of 130 amino acids.
AUGAAUUCCGAAUCUAAAAGGAAAACACUGGCAUGUGUAAUGCAAUCCCAGACACUCUAUACUGCACCAGUGUGGAAUAACGCAACGAAUAAUAAGGUACUUACCAGGAAACUCACUAGAGUUCAGAGGCUAAUGUCCAUUAGAGUAACUAGGACCUACAGGACAAUCUCAGCUGAGGCAUUCGGAGUGAUAGCUGCAAUACCACCCAUAGACCUCCUUAUCAAUGAAAGAGCCAAAAUAUACAACGGACAGAACAGAGCCACGGCGCAAAAUUCCCUAAGGGCCAAUUGGCAGGAGCGCUGCAGGUCUAGUACAACAGGCCGAUGGACACAUAGGAUCAUCACAAACAUUAGCAACUGGCAGAAUAGGCGCUACGGCGAGGUCGACUACUAA